Beauveria bassiana ARSEF 2860 is the source of this 1377-nucleotide messenger RNA. Its product is annotated as glucose/galactose transporter. Gene Ontology annotation, biological process: transmembrane transport. The transcript is spliced from 4 exons. Lineage: Eukaryota; Fungi; Ascomycota; Sordariomycetes; Hypocreales; Cordycipitaceae. Gene Ontology annotation, molecular function: transmembrane transporter activity. Bases 1 to 1377 code for a protein of 458 amino acids. The record is from RefSeq and is a predicted model, not a curated record.
AUGACGAUCAAGGACUACUUUCGCCGUCGCUCCAUUAAAGCCGAUGUUGCGCAGCGCACAAAGGCCUCGGAGCUGACGCUGCGCCAGUCCCUCUUCCCGCUGUGUCUCGUCACGGCCCUCUUCUUUCUCUGGGGCUUCAGCUACGGCCUGCUCGACACGCUCAACGCCCACUUCCAGCGCGUCCUGCACUUUACGCCCUCGCGGUCCUCUGGUCUCCAGGCCGCGUACUUUGGAGCCUACCCUCUCGCAUCCAUCGGCCACGCCGCUUGGAUCCUCCGCCACUACGGCUACCGCGCCGUCUUCAUCUGGGGCCUCUGCCUCUACGCCAUCGGCGCCCUCUGCACCAUUGCCGCCCUCAAGGCCAAGUCUUUCGGCGGCUUCUGCGCCUGCAUCUUCAUCAUUGGCAACGGUCUCGGCUCCCUCGAGACGGCCGCCAACCCGUACAUUACAGUAUGCGGUCCCCCUCGAUACGCGGAGCUGCGCAUCAAUCUCUCGCAGGCCUUCAACGGCAUCGGCUCCGUUGUCGCGCCCGUCAUGGCGUCCAAAGUCUUCUUCGCCUUUAGCGACCAAAAGGCCCAGGACAAUGUCCAAUGGGUCUACCUGGCCAUUGCCGUUUUUGUCUGUAUCCUCGCCGUCAUCUUCUUCUUUGCCGACAUUCCCGAAGUAACCGACGCCGACAUGGCAUUCCAAGCCGAGGAGACCAACACGCAAGGUGCCGACAAGCCCUUUCGGAAGCAGUACAAGCUCUUCCACGCCGCCUUUGCUCAGUUUUGCUACACAGGCGCGCAGGUUGCCAUUGCCGGCUACUUUAUCAACUACGCCCGCGACACGCGCCCAGGCACAUCGCGCAGCCUCGCUGCCAACCUGCUCGCCGGUGCGCAGGCCGUAUUUGCCGUCGGCCGUUUCGUCGGCGUCGGCAUUAUGCGGUACGUGCGUCCGCGUAUCGUCUUUGGCUGCUUUCUUACCUGCUGCAUCGUCUUUUCCAUUCCCGCCAUCACGGGUCGCGGCGAUGCGGGCAUUGCCAUGCUCUAUGUCAUUCUCUUCUUUGAGAGCGUCUGCUUCCCGACCAUUGUAGCCCUCGGCAUGCGCGGUCUCGGCCGCCACACCAAGCGCGGCAGCGGAUACAUAAUCGCGGGCGUCGUCGGCGGCGCCUGUGUACCUCCGCUUAUGGGCAAGGUCAUUGACCUGCACGGCGCGGGCACCGCCAUGGUCGUGCCUUUGGCUUUCUUUGUGGUUGCAUGGACGUAUGCCCUCUGCGUCAACUUCGCGCCCCCCUACAAGAGGGUCAUUGACUCGUUUAAUGAGACCGAGGUCGGCAUUGAAAUGGCCGGCGAGCAUCAAGAGAACCAGAUCAAGUCAAAGACUAAGACCAUGUAA